Sclerotinia sclerotiorum 1980 UF-70 is the source of this 1416-nucleotide messenger RNA. RefSeq lists its product with no specific name. The coding region runs from base 1 to 1416 and encodes 471 amino acids. The record is from RefSeq and is a predicted model, not a curated record. NCBI's taxonomy places the organism in Eukaryota, Fungi, Ascomycota, Leotiomycetes, Helotiales, Sclerotiniaceae. The transcript has a single exon.
AUGACAGAGCAAGUCAUAGACCCAGCUAGACCUAUCUUAACAAUUAAAGACCGGGAAUUCAUUAUCCAAGGUCAUAGACAAACAUAUGCGGAGCCAAACAGCGAAGCUCUAAAACUUCUCGAGUCAAAAAUUGAGGAUGAUGGGACACCAGAAGCACCUCCGGGAGAUCCAAAAGAUACCAAUCUCCUUCCAUAUAAACCAUUGGCUGUACAAGAUCUUCAAAACUUUCGACGCUGGUGCGGGCCAAUUUCGGGUUCGAAAGACAAUACUGAAUACACUGAUGCAAUCGGUGCGAGCAUUCUUAAAGUAACAGAUGCCUAUAUUCGUCAAAUAUGCCUAUUUGUGAAUAGUCACUCACCAGUUCGGAAUCGUCGCGAGGAUUAUCCAACCAUGGCUUAUCUUCCCCACGAUUUCUGGAAUCCGCCCACCGAUCCUCCUACUGAAGCUUAUAUAGAAGAGAGAGCGGAAUACAUAAGGACAACAGCACGUCUGCCGCCUCAACGAAUUACUGCCCUCACUCACUUGUUCAUUCAUAUUACAUCAUCUCCUAAGAACCUCGAUGUCAAACCAGAGAGUGCCUUGAUGGUAAUAACGCCCAGGGCAGCCACGAUAGAGUACUUUGAUCAAAUGGAUCAUCCCGACAAACAUCACCGAAUAGGAAAUAUUAUGAAUGUGAUUUCCCGCGUGGAUCCUACAUGCCAUGGAACAUGGUUAGAACUCGCCGAUUGGAAAUGUAGAGCCGGACAAUCAGGUGGACAAUCUGAAAUCCUUGAUUUGCCGGCGGAAAGAAAGAGGUCAAGUCAGAUUUGGGUGUGCACGAGUGCUCUAGGUCAGGCACUUGGUCAUGAUGUCGGGAUGCUUUAUCCUCUGAAGGCUAUGGAGACCAUGGGAUUCGGUUCAUAUGAUUUCUUGAUGUGGAGGCAAGCAAUGGUCAUUGUGAUUGAUUUGUACCGCGGGUAUUUCUCAAAUGUCUUUGGUGACCCGCAGUAUAAGCCGAGGGUGAAGAUAAUGUUCGGUCAUCGUAUGUAUAAGGAGGGGAAGACCUUCCCUUGGGUGGAUAACUCACGGCAGCGGAGGAAUGGCUCGCCGUGGUUACAUUUCUCGGAGAAAGUGUACAGGAGACUUUUACCUAGAGAGUUGGCGCAGUGGAAUGGAUCGAAUGCUUGGAGGAAUCUUGAUGAGGAGGGAUUGUACCAUAGAGCUACUGAGAGAAUGCGACACCCUAAUAGGAAGGGUAGAUAUUAUGGUGCACCUAAAGGAACACAGUUAGGGGAAUUUGGGGAGAAGAUGAAGGGAACGAGGGCGAGGAGAUUGAGGAUGUGGUUGGAAGAUGUGGAUGCUAAUGAAGGAAAAAGGAUAGAUCGUUAUCAUAGUCCUAAUGAUUCGGUUGGGUGGUUUGUUGGUUCGAGGAUGUAG